Aspergillus mulundensis is the source of this 984-nucleotide messenger RNA. RefSeq names its product putative mitochondrial carrier protein. Gene Ontology annotation, biological process: glycine import into mitochondrion. Bases 1 to 984 code for a protein of 327 amino acids. NCBI's taxonomy places the organism in Eukaryota, Fungi, Ascomycota, Eurotiomycetes, Eurotiales, Aspergillaceae. The transcript has 2 exons. Gene Ontology annotation, cellular component: mitochondrion; mitochondrial inner membrane. The record is from RefSeq and is a predicted model, not a curated record. Gene Ontology annotation, molecular function: glycine transmembrane transporter activity.
AUGGCAAACAAUGCCAGUCCCGGCGCGAGCGCUACAUACGCACCUCCGCCGGUAAAGACAGUAUCUAAAUCCUCCAAAACAACCUUCCACUUCGGAGCCGGCCUUCUCUCAGGUCUCACAUCCUCCAUCCUCCUCCAACCCGCCGACCUACUCAAAACCCGCGUCCAGCAAUCCGCCCAUCCCUCCUCCCUUCUCUCAACCGUAAAAACAAUACUCUCCUCUCCAAACCCGGUCCGGAACCUAUGGCGCGGAACCCUCCCCUCCGCCCUCCGCACGGGCUUCGGCUCCGCGCUGUACUUUACCUCUCUCAACGCGUUACGAACGAGCCUUGCUUCAGCGGCUCUCAAUCCAAACUUAAAUAAGGGCGCAGGGGGCGGGUCAUCAUCCGCCCUCCCGAAACUCUCGCACACCGCAAACCUCACCACCGGAGCCGCGGCGCGGGUCGCCGCGGGCUUCGUCAUGAUGCCCGUUACAGUCCUCAAAGUCCGCUACGAGUCGGACUACUACGCCUACCGCAGUCUGUACAGCGCUGGUCGGGAUAUCGUGCGCACAGAGGGCGUACGCGGUCUCUUCUCGGGGUUCGGCGCAACAGCGGCCCGGGAUGCACCAUAUGCGGGUCUCUACGUGCUCUUCUACGAGCAGUUAAAGCGGAAUCUAGCCGCUACUACAUCGGAUACCUCGUCCUCCUCCUCAUCUAUAAACUUCAUCUCGGGUGGUCUGGCCGCCGGUCUGGCCACGGCCAUCACGAACCCGUUCGAUGCCGUCAAGACGCGCCUGCAGCUCAUGCCGGCGAAGUACGGGAACAUGCUGCGUGCUGUACGGCUAAUGGUGCGGGAGGACGGAGUGCGCAGUUUGUUUGGCGGGUUAGGGCUCCGGAUCGGACGGAAGGCACUGAGUUCGGCGCUUGCGUGGACGGUGUAUGAGGAGUUGAUUCUGAGGGCGGAGACGAAGUGGGCGAAGGAUGAGGCGGAAGCGAGACUGUAA